AUGAAAAGACUAAUGAGAUAUAGGGUCUAUCACGAUGGCAUUAAAAGAUAUCCAUACAUGGCCAUGUUUGACACUGAUGUGAAAAUUGGUUUGUCAUCAUUUUUACUACCAGCUGAAGUAGUGGAAAAAUUAACCACUGAACAAGAAUUGGAAGAAAUAUUGCAAAGUGUCGUGUCAGACUAUAAAUAA
Messenger RNA from Cinara cedri, 189 nucleotides. The record is from the annotation of a GenBank genome assembly. Lineage: Eukaryota; Metazoa; Arthropoda; Insecta; Hemiptera; Aphididae.